This is a messenger RNA of Epinephelus lanceolatus (giant grouper), 3951 nucleotides long. RefSeq names its product solute carrier family 8 member 2a (gene slc8a2a). Gene Ontology annotation, molecular function: calcium:sodium antiporter activity. Lineage: Eukaryota; Metazoa; Chordata; Actinopteri; Perciformes; Serranidae. Gene Ontology annotation, biological process: cell communication; calcium ion import across plasma membrane; sodium ion transmembrane transport. The record is from RefSeq and is a predicted model, not a curated record. Gene Ontology annotation, cellular component: axon; sarcolemma; postsynapse.
AGGAGUAGAAAUCCUUCAGUAUUUGAGGGGAGACCAGGAAUUUCCUGAAGCAUCUCAGGAGAGUCCUCUGACCCAGCAUCUCUCUCAGUGACCCCCAAGCCCCUCCUUACUCAGGGAUAUCAUGGGACACUUAUCCCCACUCCUCUUCCUCUCCUUCCUUUUCCUGGCCCACCCAUGCAACUCCAUCAGGCCCCAGGUUGUGGAGAGAGCAUCUGCCCCGGAGCAGCCUCAGUCCUCUGGUAAUGCUACGGGGUCAGGCAAGCGGACAUGUUCGGGCGUUGUGGUGUGUAAACCCGGUGUCCUGCUGCCGGUGUGGUUGCCACUCAACCCUCCAGUAGGGGAGCAGGCGGGGAGGGCUGUUGUCUAUUUCCUCUGUCUCAUGUACAUCUUCCUGGGUGUAUCCAUCAUCGCUGAUCGCUUCAUGGCAUCCAUAGAAGUCAUCACAUCUCAGGAGAAAGAGGUGACCAUCACCAAACCAAAUGGUGAAACAACAGUAACCACAGUAAGAAUCUGGAAUGAGACUGUGUCCAACCUCACACUCAUGGCCCUGGGCUCCUCUGCACCAGAGAUCCUGCUCUCUGUUAUUGAGGUGGUUGGGCACAACUUUGAUGCAGGGGAGCUCGGCCCAGGCACCAUAGUGGGCAGUGCUGCCUUCAAUAUGUUAGUGAUAAUUGGUCUGUGUGUGGGGGUGAUCCCUAAUGGAGAGUCUCGCAAGAUCAAACACCUGCGAGUUUUUUUUGUUACGGCUUUUUGGAGUAUUUUUGCCUACAUUUGGCUCUACCUCAUACUGGCUGUCAUCUCACCUGGAAUUGUAGAGGUGUGGGAGGCCGUAGUGACACUGCUUUAUUUUCCGGUGUGUGUGAUCUUGGCUUGGAUUGCUGACCGUCGCCUGCUCUUCUACAAAUACAUGCACAAGCGUUACCGUGCUGACAAGAGGCACGGCAUUGUGGUGCAAAUGGAAGGAGACCUUGCACCCAAAGGCAUUGACGUGAUCAUGGAUGGAAAGUUGUCAGACGGCAGUUCGUGUCCUGGAAACUCCUCCAGUGUGACAGUCUCUGUGCAGACAGGCAAUGAACUAGACCAGAACAAAGAUGAGGUGGUCCGCAUACUGAAAGACCUGAAGGAGAAACACCCAGACAAAGACCUGGACCAGCUCAUUGAGAUGGCCAACUACUCUGCCCUGGUCCACCAGAAGAAGAGCCGUGCCUUCUACCGUGUCCAGGCAACACGCAUGAUGAUUGGUGCUGGCAACAUAUUAAAGAAACAUGCUGCUGAGCACUCACGUCGCUCAGCAGGCCAGGACACUGACAAGUCCACAUGCUCGCACAUUUGUUUUGAAAAUGCCCAAUACCAGUGUACAGAGAACUGUGGCUCUCUGAGCAUUGGGGUGAUUCUUGAGGGUGGCACAGGCCAGAACACUUUUUAUGUGGACUACUGUACAGAAAAUGGCUCCGCCAAUGCUGGGGCAGACUAUGAAUUCAGUCAGGGAACCCUGGUGUUUUUACCAGGGGAGAGCCACAAAGAGAUCAAGGUGGGCAUCUUGGAUGAUGACAUCUUUGAGGAGGAUGAGCAUUUCUUUGUGCGUCUUCAGAAUAUUAGGUUAGAAGAAGGUGGAAAUGAAGGGACAGGAACUCCACCAAAGGGUAGACUAGUGGAGCCACUGGUUGCCACCAUCACUAUAUUGGACGAUGACCAUGCUGGCAUCUUCACCUUUGGCCAGCGUGUGCUGCAGGUGAGUGAGAGCACAGGUAUGCUGACAGUGACAGUGGUGAGGAACUCGGGCUCCAGGGGCACUGUUGCUGUGCCGUACCAUACAGAAGAUGGCAGUGCCAAGGCUGGGGUGGACUAUGAGGAGGCCAGAGGCGAGCUGGAAUUCACCAAUGAACAGACAAGUCAGACCUUAAAGGUGAACAUUAUAAAUGUGGAAGAGUACGAGAAGCAGGAAAACUUCUUCAUUGUGCUUGAGGACCCAAAAUGGCUGAAGCGAGGACUUUCUGGUAAUCCCACCCCUGAGGAGGAAGAGGCCCGGAGGAUCUCUGAGAUGGGCAAGCCCAUUCUAGGGGAGCACAGCAGGCUGGAGAUCAUCAUAGAGGAGUCCUGUGAGUUUAAGAACACAGUGGACAAACUCCUGAAGGACACGAAUCUGGCUGUGGUGAUUGGCACUCAUUCGUGGAGAGAGCAGUUCAUUGGAGCAGUCACAGUCAGUGCAGGUGAUGGAGAUGAGGAGGAGGGAGAGGAGCAGCGAAUGCCGAACUGCUUCGACUAUUUCAUGCAUAUAUUGUGCAUUUUCUGGAAGAUCCUGUUUGCUUGUGUACCACCCACAGAAUACUGGAAUGGCUGGGCCUGCUUCAUAGUGUCAAUCUCGGUCAUUGGUUUAUUAACUGCCGUUAUUGGAGACCUAGCUUCCCAUUUUGGCUGCACUGUCGGCUUGAGAGACUCCGUUACUGCAGUGGUCUUUGUAGCACUGGGGACUUCACUUCCUGAUACCUUUGCCAGCAAAGUGGCUGCCACUCAGGACCAGUAUGCAGAUGCAUGUGUGGGAAAUGUGACAGGAAGCAACGCGGUCAAUGUUUUUUUAGGCAUUGGGGUGGCCUGGUCUGUGGCUGCCAUAUACUGGCAAGUCAAAGGUAAGAUCUUCCGUGUUGACCCCGGCUCACUGGCCUUCUCUGUCACACUCUUCACCAUUUUUGCCUUCAUCUCUAUGGGGGUCCUGAUGCUACGCCGGAGGCCAUCCAUAGGUGGUGAACUUGGUGGCCCGCAGAUCUCCAAAGUCCUCACUUCACUGCUUUUCUUUGGACUCUGGUUCCUGUAUAUUCUCUUCUCCAGCUUGGAGGCCUAUUGCCAUAUACAGGGCUUCUGAGAGAGCACAGCUGAGGAAAGUAAUGACUGCACAAAUACACAUCACUAGGACAUUCACCUACACAGUUCUGUUUUAGUAGGCACCACUGAGAAGACCUAUCGUAACUUGACAACUGCUGCCAUGGUUCAUAAACAAAUGUAUACACACUACAGACUUUCACAGACAAAUAUGUGCAUCACAUCCACUGCAAGACAGUACAAGUCAGCAGAAUUUAUUGUGACUACACAGAUGAAUUUUCACUUAAGUGGACUAAAUAACAUGCAGUGACUGUUAGAAAGGAGAGCAAAGCAGGUCAGCAUGCACUCUGUGAAGUCACUGGCUUUUGCUUGGUACUGGCUUGAUGCCUGACGGCUCAUAACCUUGGGUCUUGUUUCUCCUGGGGGCAGGGUCACAUUAGACUCCCUGCUUUUACACAGUUGUGCAGUGUAAGGACACCUUACUGAGUGUAUCAUCAUGCUUUUAUCACAGCCACAUUGUAACAGAAGCUGUGUUCAAACUGUCUCCAAAGUUUGUUGUCAAGCAUUAACCCAUAAUUAGGUUUGUUUGACCAGGUAGAGUUAAUAGGUAAUGUUGUUUAAAGCAAAAGUACUGUUGCUAUGGUUACCUCCAGUUUUUGUACACAGAUUUAGAACAAUAGUAGUAAAACUGUUGGCCGGUAGUGUUUGAGUUGUCUUGGUGUAGGAUUUUGAAUGGGGCUGCCAGCCAUUACAAGUGCUUUCUGUGGCUGUGGUAUAAAAAACUGAGCACAGUUUGGGAGAUAAUCUGCUGUCGUGUAAUAAAUCACACUGAUAAAUCGUGUUUCUAUGUUGAGUUAUGUGACACAAGGUAUUGUUUAGUGAAAUGUAAUGCACCUACUGAUUCAAUCUCAUAUUGAUAAUAAAAAUGAAAGAAAUGCAGUAAUUUAAUAUUAUAAAUGUAUAAUUGACAAAGAAUGAAUUUCUAUAAGAAGUGGAAUGGGAAAAAUUGUACAUGGUAUCUGCCAUUGAAUGUGACUGUUUGAAAGUUAUGAUUCAUUCACCCUUGAAAUCUUAUCUGUGUAUUUAUCAAUGGUGUAAUUUAAUGUCUUCGUAAUUUAAUGUAUUUGAUCUGAU